CGACUGGAGCAUCCCCGGCACUCCCGGUGGGACCGGAGCAUCCUCGGCAUUCCCGGGGGAACCGCUCCGACCGGAGCAUCCCCGGCAUUCCCGGUGGGACCGGAGCAUCCCCGGCAUUCCCGGUGGGACCGGAGCAUCCUCGGCAUUCCCGGGGGAACCGCUCCGACCGGAGCAUCCUCGGCAUUCCCGCGGGCUCCCCUCCAACCGGCGGCUCCGCGGAGAUUGCAGCGGCUCCGCUCCAGCCGCGGACGGAGGCUCCGCUCCCGCCGGGGUUCGGCUCCGCCGCCGCUCCGGUCCCGCUCCCCGCCAUGAGCUCCGCGCCCAGCCCGUCCCGGGAGCCGCCCCGGUACCUCAGCCAGGCCGAGGCGGAGGCCAUGGAGAAGGAGCUGCUGGAGGAUUAUCGCUUCGGGCGGCAGCAGCUGAUCGAGAUCUGGGGACACGCCUGUGCCGUGGCUGUUACCAAGGCGUUCCCGCUGCGCUCUCUGCGGCGCAGGCAGCCCACGCUGUUGGUGGCGUGCGGGCCGGCGCAGAACGGGGCCGUGGGGUUGGUGUGCGCCCGCCACCUGCGCAGCUUCGAUUACGAGCCCACCAUCUUCUACCCCAAGCGCUCCCCGGACCCGCUGCACCGCGACUUCACCACGCAGUGUGAGAAGAUGGACAUCCCCUUCCUGUCCUACCUGCCCACCGAGGUGCAGCUCAUCAACGAUGCCUACAACGCCGUGGUGGACGCGGUGCUGGGAGCCGAGGGGACACAGGGGACAGAGGGGACAGAGCUGUGCGCGGCCAUCCUGGCCACCCUCAGGCACGUCCGCAUCCCCAUCGUCAGCCUGGAUGUCCCCUCAGGUGCUGCCCGUGUCCCCUCGGGUGUCCCUCGUGUCCCUUUGGGUGUCCCCCGUGUCCCCCCAGGUGCUCCCCAUGUCCCCCAGGUCCCUCCCGCACUGCUGUCACCGCACCCGUGGCAGUGUCACACCGGGAGCCCCCGUGGGGGCCCUGGCAGGGUUGGGGACAUCCCUGGACCCCCCCUCGGUGGCCCUGGCAGGGUUAGGGACAUCCACAGGAAAUAACAAAGUGCCCGGCCCAGACAUGACGUCACUGGCCGCUGGCAUUCCCAGCUGGCAUUCCCGAACAGCCGCGUGCUGCUGGCCAGGCCUGGCAUUGUCACCACCCGUGUCCCCCCCCGGCCUGGCCGUGUCACCCUCCCCGGGGUGGGUACCCGUGGGGACGAACUCCGCCCGUGCCACCCCCUUGCCAUCCCUGUCCCCUCCCUGUGCCCUCCCUGUGCCCUCUCUGUCACCGUCCACAGCAGCAGCGGGCCACCCCUGAGCCACCCUGUGUGUCCCCAAGGGUGGCGCGUGUCCCCUGGGGUCACACCUGUCCCCUGUCCGUGACCCCACCGACCGUUCCGUGUCCCCUGGGGUCACUCGUGUCCCCUCUCCAUGUCCCUGGGUGUCCCCUCCCCACUGUCCCCAGGCUGUCCCCGCUGUC
This is a messenger RNA of Melospiza melodia melodia, 1485 nucleotides long. It is a transcript of the gene YJEFN3, whose product is annotated as YjeF N-terminal domain containing 3. Lineage: Eukaryota; Metazoa; Chordata; Aves; Passeriformes; Passerellidae. The record is from RefSeq and is a predicted model, not a curated record. Gene Ontology annotation, molecular function: NAD(P)HX epimerase activity. Gene Ontology annotation, cellular component: mitochondrion. The transcript has 5 exons. The coding region runs from base 309 to 1064 and encodes 251 amino acids.